Messenger RNA from Penicillium angulare, 1923 nucleotides. RefSeq lists its product as uncharacterized. Gene Ontology annotation, biological process: fatty acid metabolic process. Gene Ontology annotation, molecular function: NAD+ binding; oxidoreductase activity, acting on the CH-OH group of donors, NAD or NADP as acceptor. NCBI's taxonomy places the organism in Eukaryota, Fungi, Ascomycota, Eurotiomycetes, Eurotiales, Aspergillaceae. The coding region runs from base 1 to 1923 and encodes 640 amino acids. The transcript has 2 exons. The record is from RefSeq and is a predicted model, not a curated record.
AUGGGUGUGAAGCCUCGUACAGAUCGCCCGGUCACUGUCAUCGGUGGAGGCGUGUUGGGCCGUCGCAUCGCGUGCGCUUUCGUGGCUGCUGGAUAUCAUGUAAACGUUCGGGAUACAUCUCCGGAGGCACUUGAGGCUUCCGUGAAAUACAUUGAUGCACAUAAAGAAGAAUAUUUCAUGAUGCCACGGAUUUCCAAGGAAACAGAAGAAGCAUGCAGCGCCAAUGAGGAACCCACUGAUAAGGAACCGAUCACGUCUAUUACCAAGAUAGAUCUCGAAGCUUACACCCAUGCCCCAUUUGGUACCUGCAAGACUUUCACGGAUAUUCAGACUGCAGUCUCUAAUGCAUGGCUAGCUGUUGAGGCCGUUCCCGAGAAGCUAGAGCUCAAGAUUGAUAUCCUUGCCGAGCUUGAUGCAGCCGCCCCAGCGGAUUGUAUCUUGGGGUCAAAUACCUCAUCAUACAAAUCUAGCUUGCUUAUCUCAAAGGUUUCAAAAGAGCGCCACAAGCGCGUUCUUAACCUUCAUUUUGCAUUGCUUCCAGCCGUUCGCAUUGUCGAAUUGAUGACCAAUGGCGAGACUGAUCCCGAAAUAUUUCCAUAUCUUGAGAAUAUACUGGGGGAGUGCGGGUUAUUGCCAGUUACUGCUCGAUGUGAAUCAGCUGGAUUUGUUUUCAACCGACUAUGGGCGGCAGUCGAGCGCGAGAUAAUGCAUAUUCUUUCAGGCGGAGUUAGCCACCCAAGUGAGAUUGAUCUCCUCUGGGAGCACAUGUUUAAAAAUGGACCUCUCCCAUGCCAACUCAUGGAUCAGGUUGGGCUGGAUACAGUCGCCUGUAUUGAGGAUACCUAUGUUAAGGAGCGAGGUCUCAACGGUGCAGCGACAGUCGAUUGGUUACGACGGGAGUAUAUUGAGCAAGGCCGAUUGGGGAAGAAGAGCCAGAAAGGUGGGCUGUACCCACGUCACGUCCGGUCUUCGACAGCUGAAGCAACACCGACCAACCCGCAUACCGCUGCUAAGGACAUAUAUGUUCUGGAUGUAGGCUUAGGGAGCAACAGCAAGGAUGUAUCCCAAGUUCAUUCAAAUGGCAAAAUCCUGCGCUUGAAUCUAGCAACAGAGAAGUUAACCCAUGUUGUUGUUGGGCAGAAUUUGCCGGAUGGAAUUGAUGUCUCGCUCGCCAAACAGAAGAUUUUUUGGACAAACAUGGGUCGCAGUACAGCAGCAUGCGAUGGUUCGGUGUGGGCCACAAACUUGGAUGGUAGCAAAACUGGGUGCUUAAUACCACCAGGUAAGGUACAUACCCCGAAACAGAUUGCAGUUGUCGAAUCGAGGGAACAAGUCUACUUUUGCGAUCGGGAGGGAACCAGCGUACAUUGUUGCAACUAUGACGGUAGCAACCAUCACGUAUUGGUGCAGCGACAUGUGGACCAGGACACAACACUUUUGGACCAAAUGAUCCUUUGGUGUGUUGGAAUCGCCAUCGAUGCGGAGCGUGGUUUGAUGUAUUGGACGCAGAAAGGACCAAGCAAGGGUGGUCGAGGAAGGAUCUUCUGUGCAGGCCUCGGGCUUCCUGAUGGAGAAACGGCGGAAAAUCGAUCCGAUAUUCAGCUCAUCUUCGAUAAUUUACCAGAGCCAAUUGAUAUAGAGGUUGACGGCGAGACACAAACCAUCUACUGGACAGAUCGUGGUGAGCAUCCUAUAGGAUGCGCGCUGUAUCGGGCGUACGUGGGUGGAGAAACCAUUGAUAUGGAAAGAGUAAUCUUGGCGCGUCAUUUCAAUGAGCCCAUUGGAUUAAAACUGGAUAAGGUCAACAAUAUUGUGUAUGUGUCAGAUCUCGGGGGGAGUCUAUAUUCCGUGUCCUUGGAGGAUGGAUUGAAGGUUGAGCUGGUACGUAACGAUGGAUGUUUUACAGGGCUCACACUGGUAUGA